ACUCUUAAUUUCAUCAAAUUCUGAAACGCGAAACGUGUCGGGUCUGUACUAUUCAACGAGUAGAAUAUUCGUCACCAAAUUGAAACGGAAGGCCUCUUCAGUCCAAACUCAUUUCUCCAUCUCCUCCGCUGUUACUUCUAUUAGCAUUAGGGAAUUUUGAUAAGAAAAUUCGCAAAAGUAAAAACAAAAAAGUUAGGUAUUUUCAUCUUUAGAUAUUUCUAAUUCACACGUAGUUUUCUUUCAUUCAUUCUAUUAGAGCCCAUAUUCUCUGCUAAAUCAUCUCCCUCAUUCUCGCACAUUAAGAACUGUCUCAGUUCUCUCUCUCUGAAUUUUUCAAACCCAAGAUUUCGCUAGCUACAAGUGGAGUUUCCACUUUCCCAAUGAAUUUCGAUUGAGAAAUUCUAUGGCCUUUCCUCCUUCCUAACUUUGCUUAGGAUUGAGGUUUAAAAAAAAAGGCCUUAGAGGUUGAUUGAACUGAUGGUUACUAGAAACUUUCUUGUGCUCAAGAGUAUUUUAAACAGGGUUAUGUACGAAAACAUGCUUGUGAUUAUAGGCUCUAUAUGGGUUUUCGUUUGGGGUUAUAUAUUUUAUGCUUUUGGCUUUACUUGUAAAGUUAUAUUCAGACUACUGGUUGAUAAUCAGACAAGUAAGAUUACUGAUAUUGAUGAAUUCAGAGAAAAAGAGGGUGACUUUCAUCGUGCUCAUAAUGACGAAAACAAAGAAGAGAGUAAAGACUCUUCUCAUGUUAUGGUGGAGGAUGCUGCCUUAGCUGCAAGCACUAACAAGUACGAGGUUUUUUCCGGGAAAUUUAUGAAUGGUUUCCUAGAAGAACCAAAACCCAUGAGCUUCAUCAAACAAGAGUUAAACGUGGGCCCAAACGAGUUUUCUAUUCCUGAAACUCAAAUCCUUGAAUCCCAAAUCACUUCCGGCCCAGAUAUUCCUGGAAAAUUUUCAGGAGCUGAAGCUGCUGAUUUUGAAGAAGUAAACGACGUCAUCGAUACCUUUUGUGACGAAGAUGUUUUAGAGAAACGACAAGAGGAUGAGGUUUCUGACUUGGGAGAGAUCCCAGUUUCGGAAAUUUCUAGUAACGAAGAAGACUUCUUCCAAGACCCAGAACAGGGGAAUUUACAAGAAACAGAGCUUUCUACUGAUACGCCCAAUUUUUAUGAAAAUAGCUUUAAUUUUUCAAAUGGCGUGGAAUCAUUUUCUGAAAAUUUUGCUUCAACUUCUGAUGAGGAUACAGUACCUAAUAUUUUAUGUGAUGUGUCACCGAGAAAAGAUCAAGAUGUUGAUUCCAUCACCUAUGAAUUUUCUCGAGAAAGUGACAGAGAAGAUGUUAAUGAAGGUUUGAGCCUUGAAACUGAAACCCCUCCUCCGGUCAUUGUAGAGGAGAAAAUUCCUGAAGUUUUGCUACCAAUACGAGAAGAAAUGGCUGUUCCAGCUGAACAGCAUAAUGAUACUGAGGACGAAUACAUAGAAUUAGAACUCCAUCAAACGCAGAGCACAACAACUUACACGGACACAAAAUAUAUGACUAACCCUGACAAAAUGAAGCUUCAAGAGGAAGAUGAAAAAAAAGACGGUGAAGGCGAGUCGGAGUUUGUCUGGGAACAUGAAGACGUAAUAGAACAACUUAAAUGGGAGAUCAAAAAUGCCAGAACAGGAGGACUGCCAACCAUUUUAGAAGAAGAAUCGGAUUCAGAAUCUCCAAAGAAGGAAGAAAGUAUCAAUUUCAAGCCUCUGAAGAUCGAUUUGAAGUGUGGUUACAAAGACCGAAUGGAAGAAAUCCAAAAUGUCUAUAAAAUUUAUGCUGGGAAGACGAGAAAAUUGGACAUAUUGAAUGACCAAACCAUGCAUGCACUCGGUUUUUUGCUGCUGAAAGACCAAAGAGUGAUAAUAAAAUCUAGGGGUUCGGUUAAUCCAAUAGUAAAGAGCUUGUUAACACGUAAAACACAAAGAUCAACAGUCGUAGCCGCCGAACCAAUACAACAACACGCUGGAGCAUUACAUAAGGACUUCGAAUUGGUCUAUGUCGGACAGGUUUGUCUAUCGUGGGAGAUACUCCAUUGGCAGCAAACGAAAGUACAAGAGUUGCUGCAAUACGACGACGUCCACGGCUCUCGUUCGUUUAAUCUUGUGGCCUCUGAGUUUCAGCUCUUUCAAGUGCUUCUUCAAAGGUUCAUAGAGGACGAGUCGUUUCGAGGACCCAGAAUAGAUAACUACGUCAAGAAUCGUUGUGUUAUUAGAAACCUUCUUCAUGUUCCCGCCAUAAGAGAUGAUUGUAUGAAGGAUAAGCUGUACGGAAUGGAAGGGAAUGGGGAUUCAAUCCUCUUGGAAAACAUGGCGAAUGUACUCGUAGAAGCGAUGUUUACGUUCUGGGACUUUCUUAGGAAAGAUACCAAGACCAACAUUAACCAAAGAGUAAGUCAGAAAACGGAGACUGACCCAGCUGACUCUAAACUCUUGAUAGGCAUCCGGAAAGACUUGUAUAAGAAGGAUAGAAAGGUCAAAGAUGUACAGAGGAGUGGGAAUUGUGUUGUUAAGAAGUUCCAAAAGCACCAAGAGCAAAAGGGUCGGCUUGAACAAGUAUUGUUUCAUGCACAAGUUGAGUUGAGAUUGAUAGCUAGAGUGCUAAACAUGUCGAGAUUAACUAGAGAUCAGUUAAUUUGGUGUCAGCGUAAACUAAACCAAAUUAGUUUCUUUCAAAGAAAGGUGCUAUGUGGUGCAGGUAAAGGCAAGGGUAAGACGAGCUGACCAUGGGUUGGAGAGCUCUGGGGUCGAGGUGUACAUUGUCGGCUACUCGGCCACCACGGUCGAGGGAUUGUGUAGGAACGAGAACCUAAAACAUGUAUUUUUCCAUUAGAGUGGCUUGGUUGUUUAUAAAGGUUGGAAAUUCUGUAAUUACGUUAUUUAAACCCUGAUUUGGGAUCCCGUGUACCAAACACUUAUUUUAAUGAAAAUUACUUGUUUACAACCAAAA
Molecule: messenger RNA, 2980 nt
Organism: Humulus lupulus (European hop)
Lineage: Eukaryota; Viridiplantae; Streptophyta; Magnoliopsida; Rosales; Cannabaceae
Exons: 6
Coding region: 478-2754 (758 amino acids)
Source: RefSeq, a predicted model, not a curated record